AUUUGUUCCAAAUAUUUUUCCCUAUCCCUAUAAACUCAUCACAAUCACCUCUCUUUCUGUCUUUCAGUUUUUUGGCCGAAUAACAAAGAAAGAAAGUUAGGAGACAAAAGUGAAACCAUAUGUCUUUGAGGGUUUGGUUGGCUUUUCUUCUCAUUGAAACCUGAAUUCUCUCCGACCCUUGUUCAACUUUCUCCUCUUCUCUCUGUCUAUCAAUCUAUCUAUUUUACUAUCUAUUGUUUUAUCUUACAGUUUUUUACAUUGAAGUUGUUGUGUGCAAUCUCAUGAAAGGCAAGUGAUUUAUUUCACAAGAUUCCAGAUUUAAGGGUUUACCUACAAACCCACAAAGCCUGAGCUCUGAGGUUUGAUGAAACCAUUGACUUUUGUCUCUGCAAUGCGUUCACCAUUAUAAAUUUUACUAUCAGUUGGUUGAAUUUUUAUAAAUUAUCAAUCUUUUAUAUUCAAUUCCUUUACUUGUUUGAGGAUUAGGGUUUUUGGGGUCAAAGUCUAUUGUUUUCUUGGUUACUUAGUGGGUUGUGAACUGGAUUGGAGGUCGAGGGUUCAUUAACUAAUGGGUCAUUUUGUUUUCCUUAAUUCAUUAAAGACUUUAGGGAAUUGAGGUUAAAGGGUAUUGGUAGCUGACAUCUGUGAAUUGAUUGAGAUAUGAGUCGUAGAUUGAGGCGUAAAGUGGCAAAGAAGGGGAAGGAGAAGGUUGUUUUACCGUGUUACCCUGAAGUUGAGGACGAGGUUUUAGAAGCUGAUCGAAGUGGGGAUGUCGAUUGGACCAGUUUGCCUGAUGACACAGUGAUUCAGCUGUUUUCAAGUCUGAAUUAUAGAGACCGGGCAAGCUUGUCAUCAACAUGUAAGACAUGGAGAGCUUUAGGUGGUUCUCCAUGUUUGUGGAGUUCGUUGGAUCUUCGUGCGCAUAAAUGUGAUGCUACUAUGGCAGCUUCGCUUGCUUGUAGAUGUGUGAAUCUUCGGAAGCUUAGAUUUCGUGGUGCAGAGUCUGCAGAUGCGAUAAUAUGCCUUCAGUCUAGGAAUUUGCAAGAAAUAAGUGGUGAUUACUGUCGGAAAAUAACUGAUGCAACUUUGUCUAUGAUCGUGGCUCGUCAUGAAGCACUGGAAAGCCUUCAACUUGGGCCUGACUUCUGUGAGAGGAUCACUAGUGAUGCCAUCAAAGCAAUAGCUCUUUGCUGUCCCAAAUUGAAGAAACUUCGACUGUCUGGGAUUAGGGAUAUUUAUGCCGAUGCCAUCAAUGCUUUGGCUAAGCAUUGUCUGAAUUUAGCAGAAAUUGGUUUUUUAGACUGCCUGAAUAUUGAUGAGGUGGCAUUGGGAAAUGUAUCAUCUGUUCGCUUUCUCUCAGUUGCAGGGACUUCAAAUAUGAAAUGGGGUGUGGUUGCACAGAGUUGGCAUAAGCUGCCUAAAUUAGUUGGGUUGGAUGUUUCAAGAACUGAUGUCGGUCCAAUUACUAUUGCCAGAUUGCUAUCUUCUUCCAGGAGCUUGAAGGUUUUGUGUGCCUUGAAUUGUCCAAUUCUUGAAGAGGAUACCAAUUUUGGCACAGUUAAGAAUAAAGGCAAAUUCUUAGUUUCCCUUUUUACCGAUGUUUUUAAAUGUCUAGCUUCUUUAUUUGCCGAUACUACACAGAAAGAGAAGAAUGUGUUUCUGGAUUGGAGGAAUUCAAAAACUAAAGAUAAAAAAUUGGAUGAGAUUAUGACUUGGCUUGAAUGGAUUCUUUCCCAUACACUUCUGCGUACUGCUGAGAGCAACCCUCAGGGUUUGGAUGAUUUCUGGCUGAAACAAGGUGCAGCCCUGUUGCUCAGUUUAAUGCAGAGCUCACAAGAGGAUGUUCAAGAAAGAGCGGCUACUGGACUUGCAACCUUUGUUGUCAUUAAUGAUAUAAGUGCUAGCAUAGAUUGUGGAAGGGCUGAAGCAGUUAUGAAAGAUGGUGGCAUACGUCUUCUGUUGGACCUUGCAAAAUCCUGGCGAGAAGGGCUUCAAUCAGAGGCUGCAAAGGCUAUAGCAAACUUGUCUGUGAAUUCCAGUGUUGCAAAAGCUGUUGCAGAAGAAGGAGGAAUCAAUAUCCUUGCAUAUUUGGCAAGGUCCAUGAAUAGGCUGGUAGCCGAAGAGGCUGCUGGAGGGCUAUGGAAUUUAUCUGUUGGAGAAGAGCAUAAGGGUGCUAUUGCUGAGGCUGGUGGAGUAAAAGCUUUAGUUGAUCUUAUAUUUAAAUGGUCCUCUGGUGGUGAUGGUGUUCUGGAGCGUGCAGCUGGUGCUUUAGCAAAUUUGGCAGCUGAUGACAAGUGUAGUAUGGAAGUUGCUUUGGCAGGUGGUGUACAGGCUUUGGUGAUGCUUGCCCGUAAUUGCAACUUUGAGGGAGUGCAAGAGCAGGCUGCCCGUGCGUUGGCUAAUUUGGCUGCUCAUGGAGACAGCAAUAGUAACAAUUCUGCUGUUGGACAAGAGGCAGGUGCUCUUGAAGCCCUUGUUCAACUUACACGCUCUCCCCAUGAAGGUGUUAGGCAAGAAGCUGCUGGUGCUUUAUGGAAUUUGUCAUUUGACGACAGGAAUCGAGAAGCAAUAGCAGCAGCUGGUGGUGUUGAGGCUUUGGUUGCCCUUGCACAAUCCUGCUCUAAUGCCUCCUCAGGUCUGCAAGAGAGGGCAGCUGGUGCGCUUUGGGGAUUGUCGGUGUCUGAAGCUAAUUGCAUUGCUAUUGGACGAGAAGGAGGUGUUGCACCUCUGAUUGCACUUGCACGCUCUGAGGCUGAAGAUGUCCAUGAAACUGCUGCAGGAGCUCUUUGGAAUCUUGCUUUUAACCCUGGGAAUGCUUUACGUAUAGUGGAGGAAGGGGGGGUUCCUGCACUUGUUCACUUAUGUUGUUCUUCAGUAUCAAAGAUGGCACGCUUCAUGGCUGCAUUGGCCUUGGCGUACAUGUUUGAUGGCAGAAUGGAUGAAUUUGCGCUAAUAGGAACUUCAUCAGAAAGCACCUCAAAGAGUGUGAGCUUAGAUGGGGCUAGAAGGAUGGCUUUGAAGCAUAUCGAAACUUUUGUUCUUACAUUUUCUGAUCCACAAGCAUUUGCUACUGCUGCUGCAUCAUCUGCUCCAGCAGCAUUGUCACAAGUAACAGAAAGAGCUCGUAUUCAAGAAGCAGGACAUUUAAGAUGCAGUGGAGCUGAAAUAGGAAGAUUCAUCACCAUGCUACGCAACCCUUCUUCUAUACUGAAGGCCUGUGCAGCAUUUGCACUUCUUCAGUUUACCAUUCCCGGUGGUCGGCAUGCGAUACAUCAUGCAAGUCUUAUGCAGGGUGUUGGGGCAGCACGGGUUCUUCGUGCUGCAGCUGCAGCUGCAACUGCCCCAAUUGAAGCUAAAAUAUUUGCCAGAAUCGUACUUCGGAACCUUGAACACCACCAGCAGCAUGUAGAAUUAUCAACGUAUUUAGAAGUUGUUCAGUUAGGAGGUUUGAAAGUGAUCUUUUCUCCCCUUUUUGUAACAAAUCCUUUCAUAUUAAAGUUGGCAGCUCGAGUGCAGACUGGGGAACUGAUACCAGAGCAUGUGGGGGUGUUUUUGUUGUCUAAAAGGCUCCUGGCUCAAAGUAAUUGUCAAUCCCCAUGGUUCUCAGACAUCCGGUGCUUGGAAGUUGGAACUCACCCUAUAAUUGCUAUAGCAAACUUGUCUGUGAAUUCCAGUGUUGCAAAAGCUGUUGCAGAAGAAGGAGGAAUCAAUAUCCUUGCAUAUUUGGCAAGGUCCAUGAAUAGGCUGGUAGCCGAAGAGGCUGCUGGAGGGCUAUGGAAUUUAUCUGUUGGAGAAGAGCAUAAGGGUGCUAUUGCUGAGGCUGGUGGAGUAAAAGCUUUAGUUGAUCUUAUAUUUAAAUGGUCCUCUGGUGGUGAUGGUGUUCUGGAGCGUGCAGCUGGUGCUUUAGCAAAUUUGGCAGCUGAUGACAAGUGUAGUAUGGAAGUUGCUUUGGCAGGUGGUGUACAGGCUUUGGUGAUGCUUGCCCGUAAUUGCAACUUUGAGGGAGUGCAAGAGCAGGCUGCCCGUGCGUUGGCUAAUUUGGCUGCUCAUGGAGACAGCAAUAGUAACAAUUCGGCUGUUGGACAAGAGGCAGGUGCUCUUGAAGCCCUUGUUCAACUUACACGCUCUCCCCAUGAAGGUGUUAGGCAAGAAGCUGCUGGUGCUUUAUGGAAUUUGUCAUUUGACGACAGGAAUCGAGAAGCAAUAGCAGCAGCUGGUGGUGUUGAGGCUUUGGUUGCCCUUGCACAAUCCUGCUCAAAUGCCUCCUCAGGUCUGCAAGAGAGGGCAGCUGGUGCGCUUUGGGGAUUGUCGGUGUCUGAAGCUAAUUGCAUUGCUAUUGGACGAGAAGGAGGUGUUGCACCUCUGAUUGCACUUGCACGCUCUGAGGCUGAAGAUGUCCAUGAAACUGCUGCAGGAGCUCUUUGGAAUCUUGCUUUUAACCCUGGGAAUGCUUUACGUAUAGUGGAGGAAGGGGGGGUUCCUGCACUUGUUCACUUAUGUUGUUCUUCAGUAUCAAAGAUGGCACGCUUCAUGGCUGCAUUGGCCUUGGCGUACAUGUUUGAUGGCAGAAUGGAUGAAUUUGCGCUAAUAGGAACUUCAUCAGAAAGCACCUCAAAGAGUGUGAGCUUAGAUGGGGCUAGAAGGAUGGCUUUGAAGCAUAUCGAAACUUUUGUUCUUACAUUUUCUGAUCCACAAGCAUUUGCUACUGCUGCUGCAUCAUCUGCUCCAGCAGCAUUGUCACAAGUAACAGAAAGAGCUCGUAUUCAAGAAGCAGGACAUUUAAGAUGCAGUGGAGCUGAAAUAGGAAGAUUCAUCACCAUGCUACGCAACCCUUCUUCUAUACUGAAGGCCUGUGCAGCAUUUGCACUUCUUCAGUUUACCAUUCCCGGUGGUCGGCAUGCGAUACAUCAUGCAAGUCUUAUGCAGGGUGUUGGGGCAGCACGGGUUCUUCGUGCUGCAGCUGCAGCUGCAACUGCCCCAAUUGAAGCUAAAAUAUUUGCCAGAAUCGUACUUCGGAACCUUGAACACCACCAGCAGCAUGUAGAAUUAUCAACAUAAAAGAGCAUCUUUUAGAGAUGCAUAUUUAUCCGGAGUUGUCAAUGCAGUUAUUUAUGUGGAGCUAUGGAGCCCCUUACCAGCGGUAUCAGAAACUGUAAGAAUAUUUUCUGCUUUUUGUAAUUAUAUAUGUGUGAACCAAAAUCAUGUGCCCAAGAGAUACUGCUUAAUCUUUUCCUUUGUCCCUCCAUUUGUUAGGUAUUUAGAAGUUGUUCAGUUAGGAGGUUUGAAAGUGAUCUUUUCUCCCCUUUUUGUAACAAAUCCUUUCAUAUUAAAGGUACUUUCUGUGGGGAUUGUUUAAGAAUGAGUACCUCAUUUUUUUUCUUUGUAUUCUUUAUGACAAUAUCUUCUAUAGGAGUAUAAAUGUUAAAGUUGUUUUAGACAA
Messenger RNA from Pistacia vera, 5440 nucleotides. Its product is annotated as protein ARABIDILLO 1. The transcript has 25 exons. NCBI's taxonomy places the organism in Eukaryota, Viridiplantae, Streptophyta, Magnoliopsida, Sapindales, Anacardiaceae. The coding region runs from base 661 to 5058 and encodes 1465 amino acids. Gene Ontology annotation, molecular function: protein binding. The record is from RefSeq and is a predicted model, not a curated record.